Leptidea sinapis is the source of this 5920-nucleotide messenger RNA. It is a transcript of the gene DAAM, whose product is annotated as disheveled-associated activator of morphogenesis 1. The record is from RefSeq and is a predicted model, not a curated record. Gene Ontology annotation, molecular function: small GTPase binding; actin binding. The transcript is spliced from 21 exons. Gene Ontology annotation, biological process: positive regulation of actin filament polymerization; actin cytoskeleton organization. NCBI's taxonomy places the organism in Eukaryota, Metazoa, Arthropoda, Insecta, Lepidoptera, Pieridae. Bases 191 to 3694 code for a protein of 1167 amino acids.
CCGCGCGCGAAUAGACAUGCUCAGUGCUAUCUGAUUAAGCUCGUGAAUCGAUACCGUGUGUUCUUUCUUGUGUACUAUAAGGAAUCAGCUUGAUACUGUGAAGGUGCCUCGGUGAAGUGACCACAGAUCCUUAACCUGUGAACCGUUCACAAUAAAAUGUGAUUAGUGAAGUGUGGAGGUGUACAUCAUAAUGUGUAGCAAAGAUCAGAUCACUCAUAUCUUGGGCAAGAUCAAUGUGGGUCUUCCGUCGUGGUCCCGCGGGGUGGAGGCGGCGGAGGCAGCCCGCGCCCGCCUGGUCCGCUGGGCGUGCGGCGACAGCGGGUGUGAGCCGCCCGACCCGCCGCGGAAGAAGAUGCCGCACGCGCUGCGGCGCCGGUGGCCCAUGUGCCCGUGCUUCCAUAAUGACGAGCCUCCGGAGAUCACGUACUGCGUGGUGGGGGGCGAGGGGGGUCUUGCCCUCCACGCGGUCACCCCCACACACCCCAUGCCGCCUCCCGAAGAACUGGAUGCCAAAUUCGCUGAGCUCGUGGAAGAGCUGGACCUGACGGCCGUGAACAAGGAAGCGAUGAUGGGGCUGCCGGCGGCGAAGAAGUGGCAGAUCUACUGCAGCAAGAGACCGCCGCCGGGGCAGGUGCUGCCGCUGGCGACUGCGCCGCAAGUCGAGGAGUACAUCAAGGCGCUCAAUGAAAUCGCUGAUGCGUUCGCAUCGUCAGAAAACAUCACACCUACAGACGCGUGUGCUCUGGUCGAUGGUCUAAAGACGGCGCUCAGGACUCGAGCUCACAGCUUCGUCCUCAGGUUCGUGAAGCAGGGCGGCCUCACUGCCCUCCUGGAGGCUCUGCAGAGGGCGCCGAGAGACGACGCUACUACGAGGCACAACCUCAUCGCUGGUAUCAAGGCUCUUAUGAACAAUUCGACUGGUCGCGCUCAUGUGCUGGCCCAUCCAACAAGCAUCGAACUGAUAGCCCAAUCCUUAGACACGGAGAAUGUCAAGACCAAAGUAGCAGCACUCGAGAUCCUAGGUGCCGUCUGUCUUGUACCAGGCGGACAUAAGAAGGUAUUGGAAGCAAUGAUUCAUUUCCAAAAAUAUGCCAGUGAACGCGCCAGAUUCCAGAGUAUUGUAAAUGAGUUGGACCGAAGUACAGGGGCGUACAGCGAUGACCUGGGUCUCAAGACUGCUAUCAUGUCGUUCGUGAACGCAGUGCUCAACUACGGGCCAGGCGAGGAGAGCUUGGAGUUCAGGCUGCAUCUUCGAUACGAGCUUUUGAUGUUGGGAAUACAGCCCGUGAUCGAGAAACUUCGCAAAUACGAGAAUGAGACGCUUGACCGUCACAUCGAGUUUUUCGAGAUGGUUCGAACUGAGGACGAGAGGGAACUUUCUAGACGGUUCGACAAGAAGCACGUGGACACGAAGAGCGCCGGCGACAUGUUUGAGCUGCUGCGGAGCAAGCUGAGCCACACCGCCGCCUAUCCCCACCUACUGUCGAUGCUCAGGCAUCUUCUGAUGCUGCCACUGGAGUACAACCCACACGCACAACACUGGCUGCUGCUGGAUCGUGUUGUACAGCAAGUAGUGCUGCAGCAACCCUCGGCCGGAAGCAGAGCCAACAGCGACCGGGACAGCGUCAGCGAAACUUCUGAUCAGCAUAAGGUGUACGAUCCUGACGUUGCACCGUUGGAGAUCAAUGUUGGUGAAAUAGUCCACCUGCUAGCGAAAGAGGAAGAGCUCGUCGCUGCCAGAAGUAAAGCUGACAGCCUAGAGAGGGAAAACGUUGACUUGGCCACGGAGUUGGCGAAAAAGGAGAAGCAAAUUGACCAACAAGGGCAAGAGAGAGAGGAGCUCGAGGGCAUGGUUGGGAGGAUGAAGGAGAGGUUAGAGAGGGAGACGGCGGCGCACAUGGAGUGCACGGAGAGGGCGCGUGCGAGUGCCUGCCGCGCGCACCAGUUGGAGCAGCAGUUGAAUCAGGAGAGAGCUGAACGAGCGCGAUUUGAGAAACUAGUCAGUGAAGGAAGCAUUCCGGACGAUGCCAAGGUCAGCAAUCUCAAGAGCGCCGUCAUAGAGACGUGUACCGCGCCACCUCCCCCGCCUCCCCCUAUCGUUUCGAUCCCGCCUCCCCCUUCUGCGCCCGUCCCUCCCCCCGCGCCUCUCGCGCCCAGUGCCCCGCAGCCCAGGCCCAAGAAGAACGUUCCGACCCCAGGAAACCCGCUGAAAAGCUUCAACUGGAGCAAACUGCCCGACGCGAAACUUCACGGAACCAUCUGGCAGGAGCUGGAUGACACGAAGCUCUAUAAUGCUAUAGAUCUCCACACCAUCGACAGGAUGUUCUGCGCUUACCAGAAGAAUGGAGUACAGAACGAGGGGUCUGUGGAGGAUUUGAGACAGUUGGGGUCGAAGCCCCGCUCCAAAAUACUGUCCGUGAUCGACGGCCGGCGCGCUCAGAACUGCACCAUACUGCUGUCCAAGUUGAAGAUGACCGACGAGGAGAUAUGCAGGGCUUUACUGCGCAUGGACAGCUCGGAGCAACUGCCACUGGACAUGGUGGAACAACUGCUCAAGUUCACCCCCAGCGCGGAGGAAGCUGCGCUGCUCGAGGAGCACCAGGAUGAGCUGGACAGCAUGGCUAGAGCUGAUCGGUUUCUAUUCGAGAUAUCAAAAAUCCCGCAUUACCAACAACGCGUUCGGACAUUGUUGUUCAAGAAGAAAUUCUCCGCGGCAGUGUCUGAGGCCAGCAGCAGAGCUUCCGUCGUGUUGAGAGCGGCCAGAGACAUGACCAGGUCCAGGCGACUGAAGACCUUGCUGGAGAUUGUGUUGGCUCUCGGCAAUUAUAUGAAUCGCGGAGCGCGAGGGAACGCGUCUGGAUUCCGGCUGUCGUCUCUCAACAAGCUGGCGGACACCAAGUCCAGUGUAUCGAGGAACACCACGCUACUGCACUACCUGGUCGAGAUGUUGGAGACACAGUUCCGGGACGUGCUGCUGCUGGAGGAGGACGUGCCGCACGUGCGCGCGGCUGCCAAGGUGUGCGUGGAGCAGCUGGAGCGCGACGUGGGCGGGCUGCGGGCCGGCCUGCGCGAGGUGGCCCGCGAGCUGGAGUACCACUCCUCGCUGCAGCCGCCGCCGCACGACGCCUUCCUGCCCGUCAUGAGGGACUUCCACGCGCACGCGCUCUGCUCCUUCACGCAGCUCGAGGAUCUCUUCCAGGAUAUGAAGAGUCGCCUGGAGGCGUGUGCGCACGCAUUCGGCGAGGAGGCGAACGCUUCCCCCGAGUUGUUGUUCGGCGCGCUCGACUCGUUCCUGGCGCAGCUGGCGGAGGCGCGGGCGGAGUGUGACGCGGCCCGCAGGAGGAGGGACGAGGAGGAGCGACGCACCAGGCACGAACAAGAGCUCAAGAAGCGUACGAUGGAGCGAAAGCAAGGCUCAAGUCUCCUGGGCUCAGUGGGCAAAUCUCUCGGCAAAUCGAACGGCGAUUGCAACGGUCACACCAACGGCGACACCUCACGAGACGGGACCCUCACCAACGGCCAGAAAGGAGAGUUCGACGACCUCAUAUCCGCGCUGAGGACCGGUGACGUGUUCGGCGAUGACGUAGCCAAGUUCAAACGCUCGAGGAAAACUUCGAAAGCGAGCCAUAAAGGACGCGACUCACCGCCGCGCGGGGUGUGUCGAGAGGACUCUAGAGAAAGGCAAAAGAAUUGAGACAUAAUUAAUAUUAUUAGAUAUUGAAAUUGUUAGCCCUAAUACCCUAUUUAGAAAUUUAUACCGGAGUAUAGAGGGCCUUAAGAUAAUUGGGGGCCAUAUAAUAUUGACGAUAUAAUCUAAUUAUUAUGGUCUUAAACGCAAGUGUCAAUAGCUGCGGACUCGUCGAUGUAAAUUAGAAUUUAAAGACAAAGAAUGCCGAGAUAGUUUAGUGGCCAUGUUUAGCUGAAAAAUUAUUUUAAACUCGAAGGCCUAUAUUUAAUGAACACCAUUUUAUUAUAUCGACCCACCUUAAACUCUAUUAUAGACGUCCCAACGAUGAAUAAUAGAACGUUAUAAUGUUAUUGUUAGUCGAUACCAGUCUAGCGAUACUCUCUGAGAAAAAAACGAUUCACUCGAUUGUAUGAAACGUGCAGUCAUUGAUAGAUUGACAGAUGUCGGCUAUAAUCUUGUUAAAAAGGGCGAUAGUCUAUUGUAAUUACUAUUUAAAACGUAUGCCGAAUGACUGCACGUUUAAUACUAAACUAAAUUUCAAUUUUUACUCAGGCAGUCCCGCCUCUUACUACGUAGUGUUUACAUCCUCUUUAGGCGAUACCAAUUCAACCAUCAUUUUGUAAUUUUAUAAGCAAUGUUAUGCGAUUGCAAAUUAUAAAAACCUAGCACUAGAAUUGACAACUACAAUUACAUCAUAUUUGACAGUGACAAAUGUGUCAUAUUGCAUUUUUUAUUGCUGAGCGAUUGGAGGCAAAAUCGAUAAACUAAAGUGACUGAAAUUUUCAAGGCUGUCUGAUUUUUUGAAUUUUGUAUAAGCGUCGUGUGAUUUGAUAAUUCAGUAGAUAUUGAAUACGUCAUCGAAGAAAAUGAUUUUAUAAAGAUGCUCGUACUUUAUAUUAUUAUAAGGCGUUUCAUAUUUAUUUUAUUUAUUUAAAUAUAGAUUGUAUUUUGAUUUGACGAAGGUAUAUGUAUUAUAUACCUUGUACCACUUGUAAAUUAUAUGUUCGUUGGAAAGAAAAAAAAUAUUUCGAAACUUUUUUUUUUAAUUUCCGGAUGUAUGGCAUUUUGCCAUCUAAUGCAUGUUGAUUUUAUUCCUGUAGUUUCAAAAUGUUUUUAUUUAUAAUAUCCGUAAGGAAACGUAGACUUUAAAUACAUUUUGUCACAAAAUUAAGGUCUUCCGUGGCUUUCACUGUCUAAGGCUAAGAUCUAUAAAGCUUACUUAGAUUUUGCUUAGACUUUACUUACGUUAAACUUAGCUGAGUGUGAUAAAACGCGAACUUGUGGAUCUGCCGCCAGUUUGAUGUGUGGCAGUGCGGUUUUGAAGGGUCCGUAGCUACUACGUAAGUCGGAGAGUUACUACGAGCCGAUCUAAUUCUUAGGCAACAGAUAUGUUUGAAGCGUUUAAUCAAAAAGCAAUCAUAUAUCAUAUAUAACGUGAACUAUAUCGGUUUUCAAGGAACUUUCUUCCACGUAGGUACUACAAAGCUGUGGAAUGAGCUUCCUUGUGCGGUGUUUCCGGGACGAUACUACAUGGGUACCUUCAAAAAAAGCGCGUACACCUUCCUUUAAGGCUGGCAAUGCUCCUGGGUUUUUCCUCUGGCAUCACAAGAGAAUGUGGUGAUCACUUAACACCAGGUGACUCGUACGCUCGUUUGUCCUUUUCUAUUAAAAAAAACUUGACUUUUGUAUUGGGCUGUCUUAGCUUAACUCGGUAUAAUUUCAUCUGUCAAAUGCAUAUAAAAACAAAAUAAAAGUUUAUGCUCAGCUUCUACUCAGCUAAGUUAUACGUAAGUUAAGUCUGAGCAAAGUCUUAGUACGGUUAAAGAUCUCAUCUUAACUGCACUCGUUUCGAGUAUACUGGGAUAGUGAAAACCCCAUUAAAAGAUGUGAAGUAAAAUUUGAAGCAAUAGAGGAAUUGAGUACCUUUAAUAAUAUCUUUCCAUUGCCUAAUUUUAUCGCCGUAGUUAGAGUCAAUGUUUUUGAUGAAUUUACAAUAAAAUAUACAAUUAAAUUAACGUGAGAUUAUAACUGGUUCUGUUUUAUAAUUAACUUGUAAAUAAUAAUGUAAUCUGUUACCAUAUGUGAUGGAGUUAUUAUAAUUUAUUGAGAUAGUAUGAUAGUAGUGAUGUGUAGUGGUUUGUAAUUUGUAAAUUUUAUCGUUUUGUUCAGUAUUUCUUAAGGAUAUAGUAUAUGUGAUGUAAUAGAAAUAUUUAAAUAAAACAUAUAAAAUAA